GUUGCACAGUUUCAGCUGCGCGUUCACAUCGAAACCACACGAGCGCGAGCGCGUCCACAUCGACCAAGUUUCCAAAGAACGGGAAGAGUCCACAAGAAGAUUCCAGAGUGGAAGUAUUGCUUUUUUUUUUUUUUUUACAGUUGUGUUUUUCUUCACUUUAAACGUCUUCAGUCCGUCCAACAGCUGUGUGCCUCACCCUAUCGACCAAUCAUUUGGGGGUAGCAAGAGAGGCUCAUCAUUAGCGCUUGGACUGGUACAACUGUCCCAACGAGUUCCAUGGCGGCUUCGGGUCUGAUCCAGGACCACGAUGACAACGACAUGCACGCCCACGUGGAAGCGAACGUAACUACAACAACCUCCUCCACGCCCGCUCGCCCCAAUGGCAGCCCCGGCCGGCCUGCAGCGCCGCCACCCACCGACGCCCCCAAUGGCAGGAGCCAGCGCAGUAGGCUGAGCGCUCUUCUCCAGCAGAACCAGCUUGUCCAGAGUCUGAGCAGUGGUCUGAGACGCCACUGCGACUAUGUGAAGAUCUCGGUCCCUGAGGAGCGCACCGACCGUCUCCCUAAGGAGUGGUGGAAGACGGGUGUGGCCUUUCUCUACGCUGUCUUUAACCUGGUCUUUACCACCGUGGUCAUCACCAUUGUGCACGAAAGGGUCCCUGACAAGUCAGUGAGCCCGCCGCUGCCUGACAAGUUCUUUGACUACGUGGAGCGCGUUCCUUGGGCUUUCACCGUCACCGAGGUCAACGGCCUGAUCCUGAUGGGACUGUGGUUGGUCCAGUGGCUCUUCCUCAAACACAAAUCAAUCGUGGGCCGCCGCUGCUUCUUCCUCAUUGGAACGUUGUACAUGUACCGCUGUGUCACAAUGUACAUCACCACCCUCCCCGUGCCAGGCAGACACAUGGUGUGUGCGCCCAAGCUCUACGAUGACUCAACAGGCAAGAUCUGGAGGAUUCUGAGGCUCAUCUCAGGAGGAGGUUUGUCUCUGACGAGCUCUCACAUGAUGUGCGGUGACUUCCUGUACAGUGGCCACACGGUCAUGCUCACCUUGUCCUACCUUUUUAUCAAAGAGUACUCUCCUCGCUGGAUGUGCUGGUACCACUGGAUCUGCUGGCUGCUCAGCGCCUCGGGUGUGCUUUGCAUCCUGGUGGCGCACGAGCACUACAGCAUCGACGUGCUGGUUGGGUACUUCGUCACUACCAGGGUGUUCUGGUGGUACCACACCAUGGCCAACACACAUGCUCUGCGUCAGGCACCCAAUAACUUCCUGUCGAGGACAUGGUGGAAUCCCGUGUUCAACUUUCUGGAGAGAAACGUCCAAACAACCGUUCCCGUCGUCUUCUCGUGGCCGCUGGCGUUGCCGUCUUCAUGCAGACAACGUUACAGGAUUGUAGAAGGGGGGAGGGACGAGUGACGGACGAUGAAGAUUUUGUUAUUUUAAUUUCUUACUCAUUUGUGACCACUCCAUGUUUGUUGACACACUCCUGUUAGUCUGCCAUGCUAACAGCAGAAUGAUGAUGUCUUUUACGGCACCGUUGAAGAGCUGCUAACCUGCUAGCAUUCCACUGAUAACUCACAUUUGGUCAUUGGUGUUGUACAUAGCGCUUUUCUGUGCAUAAUUAUUAUUAUUAUUUGCAUUGGACGCUGGAAACUACUGCUCAGAGAUGGCUUAAUAAAGUUGUCAAAUGCUUCUGUGUUAAUACCCAGGAUGCCUCCCCUGGGGGUUUUCUUUUAAGAGGGGGUAGGUAGACGUCACAUAGGAGUAUUUAUUAUAGCUAUAAAAUCACACAUGUCAUUAAAGGUGAGGGGAGUGUUGGAGAUUAAAUUCUUUGCAACCUCCUAAAGGUCAAAAGGACCACUUUAGAAAAUUAAUUAUGCCAAUUUCACCUCCCCCUUACGUGUAUGUUAAU
Molecule: messenger RNA, 1909 nt
Organism: Dunckerocampus dactyliophorus (ringed pipefish)
Lineage: Eukaryota; Metazoa; Chordata; Actinopteri; Syngnathiformes; Syngnathidae
Product: phosphatidylcholine:ceramide cholinephosphotransferase 2-like
Exons: 7
Coding region: 277-1413 (378 amino acids)
Biological process (GO): ceramide biosynthetic process; sphingomyelin biosynthetic process
Cellular component (GO): Golgi membrane; endoplasmic reticulum membrane
Molecular function (GO): sphingomyelin synthase activity; ceramide cholinephosphotransferase activity
Source: RefSeq, a predicted model, not a curated record